Dreissena polymorpha is the source of this 457-nucleotide messenger RNA. RefSeq names its product E-selectin-like. Lineage: Eukaryota; Metazoa; Mollusca; Bivalvia; Myida; Dreissenidae. The record is from RefSeq and is a predicted model, not a curated record. The coding region runs from base 56 to 457 and encodes 133 amino acids. The transcript has 4 exons.
CCUUCCUAGCGGAUGGAAUGGGUCAGCGACGUGUCAAAUUAAAGAUUGUGGCAACAUGACGGUGUUGAAAGGUAUAUUGGAAACCCCAGGCGGUACAUUAUUUGGUGAUCUAGGAUUUGUAAGAUGUAAUGAAGGUUAUUCCAAUAGAGGCGAUAAUUUGCUACAAUGUGACAUGAAUGGAAACUGGACAGGCGAGCCAAACUGCACUAUAUUUGAUUGUGGAAAUCCAUCUCCUAUAAAUGGCGCGGUCAAUGUGUCAACGUAUACAUUUGGGACGGUUGCAGAAGUAAAUUGUACCGUAGGGCACACUAUAACUGGCAAUCCUGUUAUUACGUGUGGCAGUAACGGUAUUUGGUCUGACUCACCAAUAUGUGAUCCAGCAGAUUGCGGACACAUGUACGUAUCGCAUGGACUUGCAAACUAUUCAACAACCGUACUGGGUCUGUGGCACAACUGA